This is a messenger RNA of Pyrenophora tritici-repentis Pt-1C-BFP, 543 nucleotides long. RefSeq lists its product as uncharacterized. Lineage: Eukaryota; Fungi; Ascomycota; Dothideomycetes; Pleosporales; Pleosporaceae. The record is from RefSeq and is a predicted model, not a curated record.
AUGAAGUUCUUCAACCAACUGCCCGAACUAGGCUCAGCCCUAUCCCUCUUCGGCGAAGCAACUACAACACCAUCUACCAGCUUAUUCAACAUCACAGCCCUAACAGCCGCAAACAACGCCUCACGCCUCGAAUGCUGGCAGCUAACCGCCGCGCCCGUCCUAGGAGGCGGCGGUGUAAACUACGCCCUCGGCGACGCCUUCACCCAAGCGAGAUUAGGGAUAAUUCCGCCGAACACGACGACAGGGACGCUAUCUAAUGCGCCCAGAAUACAAUACACAAUCUUCCUCUCCGGCCUCGCCUACGUUCGCACCCCCGACUCGGGUCUGCCGAACCAUCUGAACGAAGUCUACAUCACGGGCGGCCGCUACGGCAUGCUCCUUGCAGCCGACGUCAAACAAGUCGCGCACAAGGGCCACGUCACCACGUUUCCGGGCCUGCAACGCACGCUUAUUGCGCAGUUUCCCGUGGCGGGCAACAAGGUGCCUGAGCAUACUUUGGUGCACGAGGGGCCUUGUACGGAUGCGGAUCUUGCGGAUCUGUAG